AUGGAAGUCACAUCUCGGAACGUUCGUGGGGAAAUCCUGUCCUAUUUGCAAAGCGUGUAUGAUUCGACGGCAGAAACACUGCCUGAUGUGAAAGAUGGUACCUGUGAGCCGGACGAAGAUGCGUCGGUCGAACUUCUGAAAGAUGUUGCGACUUGUGACCAGGAUGAUUAUGCUGUAAGUUUGGCCAAGUUGCAGCAAGUCAGUGCCUUCAAGGACAGCAAGAAAAAAACCAAUCAAAGAAAGAGGUCCGUCACAAUUCUGCGGAAGGAUGGAGAAGUACGCUACUUGCCUCCAGGUUCCAUGAAGGAAUACUGGGAACAGCUCAACUGCCAGCGUGAGUCCCAGAAGCCCAUCAGUUUUGCCUUCUUUUGGAGGGUGUGGUAUCAGGAAUUCGCUUUCAUGAAAUUUCGAUCACAUUCCAAUCACGCAGUGUGCAGCACUUGUCUGCGUCACAAACUCCUGAUUAGAGAGUUGUCCAGCCAUUUAUUGGCGCGGAAGGAGCAGGUCAAACGAUAUCACGGUCACUUGCGUGACCAGUACUUGGACCGCAUGACGUAUUGGUCACUUCGCGGUGAAAGCCGCCUUCGCGGUGGCGCUUCAGUCACCGCAAUCAUCGACUCUAUGGACCAGAGCAAGACAUGUCUUCCUAGAGGGGCCUGCAUGAAAUCGAAGGAGCUCUCCAACAUGCAGCGUCCCAAGAUGCACCUCACCGCAGUCAUCAUCCACGGCUUCAGCAUCUUUCUUUUCCUUUCGGAACAUGACCAAGCAAAAAACAGCUCUUCGAUGAUUGAGAUGAUGAGCUAUUCUCUGACCAUGCUCUCCAAGCAUUGUCUUUUGAAACACCUAUCUGUCAACAUACAGUCUGACAACACAGUCAGGGAAAUGAAAAAUAAUCCAUUUGCGAAAUGGAUGGGGAGCCUGGUGUCCCAUGGAGCCACACUUGUACUCAGUCCUGCUUGCUGCAUAUUUCCAUUGCUCACGGUGGACUUCUUCUUUGCAUUAUUUUCGGCUUUGAUUCUGAUUUCACUCUGA
Molecule: messenger RNA, 1032 nt
Organism: Symbiodinium necroappetens
Lineage: Eukaryota; Dinophyceae; Suessiales; Symbiodiniaceae
Source: the annotation of a GenBank genome assembly